AUGAAGCGGGAGAAGCGCGCUGCGGCAAAGGGCACAAGGAGGCCAGAUGACGAGCACGAGGACGACGAGGGAGGCGAGGCUGCCCCGGUCGAGCCGGCUCGCUGUCAGCCCGAGAAGAGGAAGCGAAAGGCAGCGGCGCAGGCGGAGGACGGCGAGAGCGGCGACCUCUACCAGCACCGCGUCUUCGUCCGAGGUCUGCCCAGCACCACGAGCGAGAAGGCCCUGCAAAAGUUGUUCGGCGUCUUCGGCGAGGUGAGAGCCGUGAGGCUGGUGAGGAAUUCGAGGCUCGUGUUCCGAGGCAGCGCCUUCGUGAGCUAUGGCGAUGAGGACUCCGCGUCAUCGGCACUGCAGCUGGAUGGCGGGGACUACAAGGGGCACACCCUCCACGUCGCGACCGCGGAGCCGCCGAAGAAGGCCCCCUCCCUGCGGGUCUAUGUUGGGAAUGUGCCCUGGGAGGCCGACGAGAAGACCCUGCGGAAAGACUUCGGCGAGUGUGGGGAGAUAUCCAAGCUGAAGAUGAUCAAAGACGGCAAGCGCAGCUUCAAGGGCAGCCUCUGGAUCACCUACGCGAGCGAGGAGGGAGUGGGGGCGGCGCUCGCCUACAGCGGCACCGACUACUGCGGCCGGACGCUGGUCGUCCGCAGGGCCGACGCCAUGGAUGCGCCGUGCGAUGCGGAGCCGGAGCCGGAGCUGGAGGAGAAGGCCCUGCAGAGGGAGGUGCGCCGGGCGCGGGCCCGCAGGGGCGACGGCGGCGACCCCGCCGCGGCGGCAGCGGCGGGCGGUCGCUCCGACGCUCGGGCGGGGCGCGGCCGCGGCCGCGGCGCGGGCGCGGGCAGCGGGGGCGCGCGGAUGAGCCCUGCAGCACAGGCCGCUGAGCAGAAAGUCGGAGGUGCCACCAAGAGAUUCGACCCCACGAAGCAGGCCCGCCGCCGCGGCCACCGAGCCGAGAGGGCGGGGCUCCGCGGGAGGCCGAUGGCUCCGCCCGAGGCGCAGUUGCAGGGCCUGCGCGCCGAGAAUGCGCAGCUGCUGGCCGAGAACAUAUGGCUCCACGCCGCCGCCGCCGCCGCCAGCGGCGACAUGGCCAGCCGGAUCGUCCAGCAGGGACUGGAGGUCGAAGGCUUCUACCAGGAGCGCAGGCGCGUGGUCGAGGAGGUCGCUGGGCUCGCCGCCGCCCUGCCCGCCGGGGCCUCGGCGGCGGCCGCGGCGGCCGGCGGGGCCGCCCGGCUGCGGGCCGCCCUGGAGGAGGCGAGGGCCUUGCUUGUGGAGCAGGAGAGCAUGUUGGCGGAGCGCCUCGAGCUGCGGAGGGGCACGGAGCUGGUGAUGCGGAGCAGGGAGUCCGAGCACUUGCGCCACGUGCGUUGGGGCGUCCUGCGGGAAAACGAGAGGCUCGCGUCGGAGCUGCAGCCCGAGGACGCCGCUGCGGCGGGCACCGCGAGGGAGCUCCGCGCGGCCCUGGGCGAGGGGCGGGCCCUGCUCGCAGAGCAGGAGGAGCUGCUGCGGAUCCGCCAGGAGCUCCACGGCGGACCCGACGGCGCCGCCGCGUUCGGCCCGGCGCUCGCGGAGGGCGCGCGGCUGCGCGCGGAGCGGGCGGCGCUGGGCGCCGAGCGGCGGGCGCUGCUCGGGGCCCUCGGGGCGGCGCCUGGCAGCGCGGAGGAUGCCCUGCUUCCGGCGCCGGAGCCUUCCGACUGCCAGCUGGACGCGGCGGUGCUGCACGUGGCGCGGAGGUGUGCCCGGCUGCGGGCCGAGGUCGCGCUGCUGCAGGAGGAGGGGGCGCAGCUGCGCGAGUGGCUGGACGCCGCAGCGGGGCCGCUGACGACGCCGACCCAGGAGCUGGUGCCGCUGCCGGCUGGCGAAGAAGCGACAGCGCCAGGCGGUGCAGACGCAGCCACAGCCGUGCCAGCGCGGGCGGAGCCGACUGCCCUGGCCUUGGCAGCACCGGCUCCAGCACGAGGGCCCGCAGAAGAGGCAGCGCCGCUGCGGGCAGCCAAGGCCGUGGCCACGGACGUGGCCAGGGCCAUGGCCGCGGAAGCCAUCGCGGGAUCGGUUGUCAGGGCUCCACCGCCCGCGGCGCAGCCGGCGCGGCCAGCGGCGGCCCCGGUGCCCGCCGUGGCGCAGUCUUCGGGGCGGGCGCAGGGCGGCCUGCAGCAGGGCUGCCAGCGCGAGGCGGAGGAGGCUCAUGCUUCGCGCGGCACGGUGCAGGGGUGA
Molecule: messenger RNA, 2205 nt
Organism: Prorocentrum cordatum
Lineage: Eukaryota; Dinophyceae; Prorocentrales; Prorocentraceae
Source: the annotation of a GenBank genome assembly